This is a messenger RNA of Ilex paraguariensis (yerba mate), 3369 nucleotides long. NCBI's taxonomy places the organism in Eukaryota, Viridiplantae, Streptophyta, Magnoliopsida, Aquifoliales, Aquifoliaceae. The record is from the annotation of a GenBank genome assembly.
CUCACAGACACACACACACACACACACACCAACCAGGCCACCAGCCAUUCCAAAAUUUUCAUUCCUGAAAGACUGUCUCCUUCUCUCUCUCUCUCUCUCUCCCCCCAAUAUUGUAGUGCCCAAUACCACUUAAACAAAAGCAGCGAAAAUAUUCAUACUCCCCCCGUCCAAUGGCGACCAUGGCUGCCCUUUUCAUCAAAACUCCAAAUCCAACUCCCUCCUUUCCCAGAGCACAAAAAACCCAUUUCACCCCAUCUAUCAAUCUUUCUCUCUCUUCUGUCUCAAAGCCAAGAACCCACCCCAGAACCCGUAUUUCUUGCGGAUUGAUUGACCCGGAUGGUGGCAAACUCAUUGAGCUCGUGGUUGAUGAGUCCCAGAAGGAUAUCAAAAAGAGACAAGCUUUGUCUUUGCCCAAAAUCAAGCUCUCGACAAUCGAUCUUCAAUGGGUCCAUGUGCUCAGUGAAGGUUGGGCAAGCCCGUUGAAAGGGUUCAUGAGAGAGUCCGAGUUCCUCCAAACUCUUCAUUUUAACUCGCUCCGAGUUGAAGACGGGUCUUUCGUCAACAUGUCGGUGCCUAUCGUGCUCGCCAUUGAUGAUUCGCAGAAGAAUCAGAUUGGUGGGUCGACCAGUGUUGCUCUUGUUGAUUCUAAAGAUAACCCUGUUGCAGUUUUGAGCAACAUUGAGAUCUACAAGCAUAACAAGGAAGAAAGAAUAGCGAGAACAUGGGGUACCACUGCCCCUGGCCUACCUUAUGUUGAGGAAGCAAUAGCCAAUGCUGGAAACUGGCUGAUUGGAGGUGACCUGGAGGUGAUUGAACAAAUCAAGUAUCAUGAUGGCCUCGAUCGGCUCCGACUGUCCCCAGCAGAACUCCGUGAGGAAUUCACCAGGCGGGGUGCCGAUGCAGUUUUUGCUUUUCAGUUGAGGAAUCCUGUGCACAAUGGCCAUGCUUUGCUUAUGACCGACACGCGGCGUCGACUUCUUGAGAUGGGCUACAAGAACCCUGUACUCUUGCUCCAUCCGCUGGGAGGCUACACAAAGGCUGAUGAUGUUCCUCUUACUUGGCGAAUGAAGCAACAUGAGAAGGUGCUUGAAGACGGUGUUCUGGAUCCAGAGACUACUGUGGUUUCUAUAUUCCCAUCUCCCAUGCACUAUGCUGGACCAACAGAGGUGCAGUGGCAUGCAAAGGCUCGGAUAAAUGCAGGUGCAAACUUUUACAUUGUUGGACGAGAUCCAGCUGGAAUGAGCCAUCCAAUCGAGAAAAGAGAUUUAUAUGAUGCUGAUCAUGGCAAAAAGGUACUGAGCAUGGCUCCUGGACUUGAGCGGCUAAACAUCCUCCCUUUCAAGGUCGCUGCAUAUGAUAAAACUCAGAGUAAAAUGGCAUUUUUUGAUCCAUCAAGGCCUCAAGAUUUUCUCUUUAUUUCGGGAACCAAGAUGCGAACACUCGCGAAGAACAAGGAAGACCCUCCCGAUGGAUUCAUGUGCCCUGGUGGUUGGGAAGUCUUGGUGGAAUACUAUGACAGUUUGGCUCCCACUGAGAAUGGCAAAGUGCUUGAACCAGUCCCAGCUUAAGAGAUUGACUAUGUUGACAUGUAUACUGUAUGUUUGGGUGAAACCUUGAAGUUUACUCAUCGCCAAUGUGGAAAUGGUUCCAAUUUGGGGAAAUCACUGGCCUGUCUCUGGCGAUUAGAGGCGUGUUUAUAUUGCUUGACUUGUAAGUCUGAGUAGAACCGAGGACAAGGCAAACACCUUGGAUUCAGUUUGUCCAAGUAAUUGAGAGAACAUAAGUAUUGAGGAUAAAUGUACCGUUUGCAUUCGGAUCGACAUUGAAGAUUGAUUUUCCCUUCAAAUGUAUGGUUAGGAGGAUGGCUAUCUGAUAUAAAGCUUGAACCAUUAUGUUCCCCAGCAUGAUGUUGGUCAUUAGAGGUCCAUUUCUUCCCCGAGGUGGUCGGUUCAUAAGCUCUUCAGCAGGCUGCUUCAUAAUCACUGCCAGAGCAGCCAAUGUAUCAAUCAUCAGCUUCACCCACAUUAUUUGAAGAACUGGAUAUGGGACUUUACCAGCUGAUAACAAUGCCACUGCACCAAUAUUCGGGGGUUCACCUGUUGAAAUUGCCAUCACAAAGUCGGUCACCAGAGCAACAAAACUGGUAAUGAGCAGGAACUGAGUGUAUAUCUGCACACUCUCAAAAAUGCCUCUUCCCCAACUCAAAAUGCUUAUUACAGAAGCCAGAUUUUUGUCCUGGAUGACAAUAUCUGAGCAGGCCUUGGCUAUAUCGGUACCAAGACAUAGUCCUACAUCAGCUUCCCUCAAUGCCUGCACAUCUCCAAUCCCACACCCAAUAACUGCAACAACAUGGCCCUUCUGUUUCAAGCAUUGCACCAUAAGCAAUUUAUGUUUGGGGCUGGCUCCUGCCAUCACACAGAUGUUGUCAACUUUUUCCAUUCUCUCCUCUUGAGUGUAGUUCCAAAAUUCCACACCUUGUAUUACUUCUCCAGGUUGUUCAUUCGCCCCAACUACACCACAUUUCGUGACUAUAACUCUGGCAGUUUGAAUGUUGUUUCCUGUGAUGAUCUUGAUGUUCACUCCAGCACGUUGGCAAUCUUUCACAAAAUCUUCAACUCCAUCUCUAAGCGAGUUUUUUAGACCAAAAAGACCUAAUAAGAUCAAAUGUCGACUAGGAAACAAUCUUUGUGUCGAUGUUUUUUUAUGAGCGAAAGCAAUGCACCUGAGGCCAUUCUUUGACAUGCGUUCAAGUAUUUGAUACAACAACAUCUGUGCAUUUUCGUUAAUGGGUUUGACAGUUCCGUCUGCUUCAUAAUAGUGAGAGCAUGAGGGUAUUAUCACCCCAGGAGCUCCUUUAUGGUACGCAUGAAUCGUGUUGUCGCCAUUCUUUCUUAUCAAAACCGCGCUUUGUCUAUCCUCUGAGCUAUAGGGUUUAAUUUGAAGAAUGGUACAACGUCUGUUCAAUGAUUCUAUGUUCAUUCCGGUAUUUUGACUGGCCCAAUCGGAAAUUACUUUUUCGAUGGGAUUCUGGGGAGAUUGGAACAAACCUGCAUUUAGACCGAUUCCUUGGUGAAGCAAUUCAAUGACAGCUGGUGCAGUCAAAAUGGCAGUAACUUGUUCAACGAACCUCAAACCCAGGCAGAACUCUUUCACCUUUUUCACAAUAAUACAGAUACAAGGGAAUUAGAAUAGAGGACAAGUUGGUGCUGUUGGUUGUACAAAGAGACGAAGAAUGGAGGUCAUGAGAUAUGUCGGAUGAUAGGGGCAAGAUUCUGUUGGAGAAGGAGGGGAGGUAUUACCCUAACCAUGGGGUUUUUCAAACUUAUAGCUAAAAGGCGGUACUUUUCAAACUAUUUAUCAAAUUCAGAU